AUGGCAGACACCUAUUUUAAAAACAUUUCGGAACCUGCCGUCCAGGGGGUUGCUGAAGAAGUGACGGCUAGCUCGGCGAGUGAUUUUGGGGAAGAAUCUGACAGCAGUAGCCUCACUAGCAGCACUAGUUGCAGCAGCAGCAGCAGUAGCCGCAGUCGUGCAAAUAGGAAGAAGAGGGUACCUGGGCCUUCCAGAAGGGCGCGGCGGGGGUCGGGUAAUCAUUUCAUAGAUAGGCUGCCGCAGGCAGUUAGAAAUCGCGUGCAGGCGCUCGGAAAUAUUCAAGAUGAAUGUGACAAGGUAGACGCCCUGUUCUUAAGGGCAAUUCAUGAUCUUGAAAGAAAAUAUGCUGAACUCAAUAAGCCUCUAUAUGAUAGGCGAUUUCAAAUCAUCAGUGCACCUACAGAAGAAGAAUGUGAAUGGAAUUCAGAGGAUAAAGACUUCAGCAGUGAUGAGGAGGUGGAGGAUAACAGCUCAAGUGCAAUGCUUGCCUUAGAGGGUAAGGAAGAAGAUGAAAACCCCCCCAAAAAAAGACCUGAGGUAAAGGCUGAAGAAAAAGAAGUUAGUAAAGAAAAUCAUGAGGCAAAGGCUGAAGAGAGAGCAGAUUCUAAAGAUUUUCUGGAGGCAAAGCCUGCUGUAAAAGAAGGUCCUAAGGAAGUCCCCCAGGACAAGAUAAAAGAAAAAGAACAGCCUAAAGCAACUGAGGCAAAGGCAAGGGCUACAGUAAAAAAGGCUCCAAAAAGAGUUCCUGAGGCAAGGCCUAAAGAAAGAAUUAAUCUUAAAAGAGCUUGUGAGAGAAAGCAUGAAAAAGAAGACCCUAAAAGCGUUCCUCACUAUUGAUUGACUGUGUUAAAGAAUGUUGACAGAUUGGCUGUGACUCAGAAGUAUGGGCCCCUUCGGAAGUUCUUGUCAGAUGUUACCUUGAAAUUCUCAAAGCCCAGCCAGCCUAUAAAUUACAAAUUUGAAUUUCAUUUUCUAUCCAAUCCAUGCUUCAGAAAUGAGGUGCUGACAAAGACAUAAAUAAAGUCAAAACCAAAUCACAAUAAUCCUUUUUUCUCUUGGGGAUGGGAAAUUGAAGAUGGCAAAGGCUGUAAAAUGGAUUGGAGAAGAGGAAAGGAUGUUACUGUGACAACCAAUCAUAGUCAUCCAACUGCUACUGGAGAAAUUGAAAUUCAGCCAAGAGUGGUUCCCAGUGCAUCAGUUUUCAAUUUCUUCAGUCCUCCUGAGAUUCCUAAAAUUGGAAAGCUGGAACCACAAGAAGAUGCUGUCCUUGAUGAGGACUUUGCAAUCAGUCAAGUUUUACAUAAUAAUGUCAUUCUGAAAUCAAUCUAUUACUAUACAAGAGAAGUCAAUGGUACAUAAGAAGAUGGUACAGAUUAUGGAAACAGGAAAUAUCAAAAUUGA
Messenger RNA from Orycteropus afer afer, 1401 nucleotides. Its product is annotated as nucleosome assembly protein 1-like 3. Gene Ontology annotation, cellular component: chromatin; nucleus. Gene Ontology annotation, molecular function: histone binding; chromatin binding. Gene Ontology annotation, biological process: nucleosome assembly. The record is from RefSeq and is a predicted model, not a curated record. Lineage: Eukaryota; Metazoa; Chordata; Mammalia; Tubulidentata; Orycteropodidae.